GUGGAGGAAGAGAGAAAAUGAUCAGUGCAGAUGAUUUCUACAAGGUCAUGUGUGCAAUGGUUCCAUUGUAUUUUGCAAUGCUGGUUGCAUAUGGGUCAGUGAAAUGGUGCAAGAUAUUCUCGCCGGAGCAGUGCUCCGGCAUUAACCGGUUCGUUGCGGUAUUUGCCGUUCCGGUUCUUUCCUUCCACUUCAUAUCUCAGAACAACCCAUAUGAGAUGGAUACCAAGUUUAUAGUUGCAGACACUCUCUCUAAGUUGCUGGUUCUUGUGUUGCUGUCCGUGUGGGCUAUCUUGUUUAAGGGAGGGUUGGACUGGCUCAUCACUCUCUUCUCUCUCGCCACUUUGCCAAACACUCUGGUCAUGGGCAUCCCUUUGCUCAAUGCCAUGUAUGGAGACUUCACUCAGAGCCUCAUGGUGCAACUGGUUGUUCUUCAGUGCAUUAUCUGGUACACUCUACUGCUCUUCCUGUUUGAAUACAGAGCUGCCACUCUACUGAUCAAGAACCAGUUCCCAGGCUCCACUGCCGCUUCCAUAUCGAAAUUUGAGAUAGACGGAGACGUCAUAUCGCUAGAUGGCCGUGACCCAGUACGCACCGAAUCUGAAAUCGAUGGCAAUGGUCGUAUCCGCGUGCGUAUCAGACGGUCCACAUCUUCCGCUCCGGACUCGGCCUUAUCAUCGUCCAUGGGCAUCACUCCCAGGGCGUCCAAUCUCUCCGGAGCCGAAAUUUUCUCCGUCAACACUCCCGCGCCGCUGCAUGAGUACCACAACGGAAACGCCGAUAUUGCAUUCGGAAAUGGAGAUUUGGGAUUCGGGUAUCGGUCGGCGAGUCCUCGACUAUCCGGGUACGCCUCGUCCGACGCUUAUUCGCUUCAACCGACGCCACGCGCCUCCAAUUUCAAUGAAUUGGACACCACUACAAUAACAACGACGAACACGCCAUUCUGGGUGAGAUCCCCGGUGGCCGGGAAGGUUUACCGGCAACAGUCGCCGGCGUUUUCAGGGGUGAGAAUGGUGUGGGAGUCGCCGGGAAAGUGCAACGGUGGUGGGGGAGAGAGACAAGGGUGCAAAGAUGUCGUCGGAGAAAGAGAGAUUAGUUUCAGGGACAGCUCCAAAUUUCCAGUGGCGGAGGAAGAAGACCCAAAAGCGACAGCGACCGGUCAAGAUAUGCCACGCACCCAUGUGAUGCUGCGGCUCAUACUGACCAUGGUCGGCCGGAAGCUCUCACGUAAUCCCAAUACCUACUCAAGUGUCCUAGGCCUUCUGUGGUCUCUAAUCUCCUUCAAAUGGAAUGUGGGGAUGCCGAGUUUGGUGAAGUAUUCAAUAAAAAUAAUUUCAGAUGCUGGUCUAGGGAUGGCCAUGUUCAGUUUAGGGCUGUUCAUGGCUCUUCAGCCCCGGAUAAUUGCCUGUGGAACAAAGAGGGCAACCAUGGGAAUGGGGAUCCGCUUCAUUUGCGGGCCUAUAUUAAUGUCAGCUGCGUCCAUAGCUGUUGGACUAAGAGGAGUUCGACUUCACGCAGCCAUAGUACAGGCAGCUCUUCCUCAAGGGAUUGUACCAUUUGUCUUCGCUAGAGAAUACGGGUUGCAUCCUGAUAUUCUGAGUACCGGGGUUAUAUUUGGCAUGUUAGUGUCCUUACCAGUAACGCUCCUCUACUACAUAUUAUUAGGCCUAUGAAGAAAAAGGCUGGGGGUUACUUUCAGCAAAGCAUGUGGAGCAUCCAAAGUAUUCCGUGUCAGCACUUGGGCCCUUGAUGUUGGGUUGAGCCAAGGCAUACGCCCAUCUCAUUACCCACUAAAAAUGGUUUCUCUAGGCUUUUCCAAUAUUGAAAAUGCUUUUCUAGGGGCUGACUUGGGGUUUGUAGAAUUUCAAAAGCCGAAAAAUAGGGUUAAAUUAGAAGUUGACAAAAAAGAAUUAGGGUUUUAAGGCCGUGGGAGUUGUUUUGGUGCA
Vitis riparia (riverbank grape) is the source of this 1943-nucleotide messenger RNA. RefSeq names its product auxin efflux carrier component 6. Gene Ontology annotation, cellular component: plasma membrane; endoplasmic reticulum. Gene Ontology annotation, molecular function: auxin efflux transmembrane transporter activity. The transcript has 7 exons. Gene Ontology annotation, biological process: auxin polar transport; auxin export across the plasma membrane. Bases 18 to 1670 code for a protein of 550 amino acids. The record is from RefSeq and is a predicted model, not a curated record. Lineage: Eukaryota; Viridiplantae; Streptophyta; Magnoliopsida; Vitales; Vitaceae.